AUGGUGCGGAGGAAGAUCUGCCGAUACCUGCAAUGGCUCGGAAUCGAAGCCAAAGUCUUCAAUGUCGGCAACUACCGCCGCAAACUGUUUGGGACACACCAGCCCCAUUCGUUCUUUGAUCCCACCAACCCAGAGGGUGAACGAUCCAGGAACGAGGCCACCAACGCGGCCCUCAAGGAUAUGAUUCAUUGGUUCCGCAAAGAUGAAGGAACUGUCGCUCUCUUUGAUGCUACAAACUCGACCAAGGUUAAGCGGGAGUUGCUCCUCCAGGAGUGUGAGCGCAACGGUGUCCAGGUCAUGUUUAUCGAAUCGGUCUGCGAGGACGAGGCCAUCCAGUUGGCCAAUGCGAUCGAGACUCAAACGCACUCGCCCGACUAUGAACAGAUGGAGCCCGAAUUGGCACUGCAGGACUUCAAGGCGAGGACUAGGCUGUUCAAAGAAAAGUACGAGACCAUUGUGGACCGGGACCAGGCUUACAUCAAGUUGAUUGAUGCGGGAAGUGAUGUCAUUGUCAACAGGAUUAAGGGAUAUGUUCAGUCGCGGGUAGUCUACUACUUGAUGAACCUGCGGAUUGCACCCCGCAACAUCUACUUUAGUCGACACGGCGAGUCGCUGUUCAACGUGAUGGGUCUACUCGGUGGCGAUUCUGAAUUAUCGGCUCGCGGCAAGCAGUAUGCGCGGGCAUUGCCCGAGCUCCUUUCCACACAUAUCCCCAAUGCCGAUCAAUUGACUAUCUGGACUUCAACCAAGAAACGCACCAUCGCCACCGCCAAACAUCUCCCCAACAAAAAGCUCGCCUGGCAAGCACUGGACGAACUCGAGGCCGGCAAGGCUGAUGCACUGACAUACGAACAGGUUGAGGAACAGUUCCCCGACGACUUUGCCAAGCGCGACAACGACAAGUACAACUACCGGUACCAGGAUGGCGAGUCCUAUAGGGAUGUUGUUCAGCGUCUGGAACCUGUGCUCAUGGAUCUGGAACGACAGGAAAACGUCUUGAUCAUUGGACACCAGGCCAUCCUCCGAUGCCUCUACGCCUACUUUAUGAAUCACUCCUUCGAGCGACUCCCCUACCUCAAAAUCCCCCUCCAUACCGUCAUCCAGCUCACCCCCAGAGCCUAUACCUGCGAGGAGAGGCGAUUCAAGGUCGAUAUCGAGGCUGUUGAUACUCAUCGCCCCAAACCCAAGGCAGGUUCGCCAGCGGUCACCAAGGCUGCGGCACCAGCGGACCCUGAGGUUCAGGCACUUGCUACAGCGCCCGAGCCCACUGGACGACCUCUGACGGAUGCAGAGAAACCCAAGAUUAUCUUGUCCAACAUGAAGACGACUACCUUCCGAGACGCCCUUCACCCCGAUGCUGCAUCCGUCGAGUCUCGUGCAGCGUCACCAGCACCAGCACAGGCACAAGUUGCAGCAACAGCAGUAGCACCCGCCGCACCAGUACUAGCACCAGUACCGGCACCAGUACCGGCACCAGUACCAGCGCCAGCACGAGUGUCACAGGCACCGGUAUCAAUCGCCAAGCCACUAGUGGAAGAGAAGGCGAAGCAGAUCGCCGCAGCCUUGAAGCAGGCGACUGCCGUCGGUUCUAUCGCCAACCCAGCCAUCGCCCUCGGCCCCAACGACGUCAACACCCCCAUCCCAGAAUCGGCACUCUCGGCCCCCCUCCAAAGCAGCAACAACGGAGAAACGACCCUGAAGAGUGCAGGAGGUCCCGCCGCCGGUUUGAGUGUCAACAGCUACAGCACAGGAUCAGUAUCCUGGAAAUCGGCCUCCACUCCUCCCAUGAGCCCUGUUCCCUCGAUCCCAGAAUCCAUGUCGGCCGCUGCUCAGGCUGCUGCAGAGGCGGACGAUGCGGCUCUGUCGGAUAACCAGGAUUUGGACCAGUGCUGUUCAUGCCCGAUCCCUGGAACUGGAAGCAAGGGAGUCAGUGCCUCGUCGUCGUUGGAGCAGAUCGCUGUUGUUGCUGUUGACAACAAGUCCAAGAAGGAAGUUGCAGUUACUGUCCCGGCAGUCACCGCUGUGGCUGUCGAAACCCCCAAGCAGGUCGCAGUCGACAACAAAUCCAAGAAGGAGGUCGCUGUCCCUGUCCCUGCAGUCCGCCAGCCUGUUGCUCAGGUCGCUACCGCCGCCUUUGUUUGA
Messenger RNA from Linnemannia hyalina, 2142 nucleotides. The record is from the annotation of a GenBank genome assembly. Lineage: Eukaryota; Fungi; Mortierellomycota; Mortierellomycetes; Mortierellales; Mortierellaceae.